AUCAGUGUAUCUUUUUUAAGCUCCACCUUCGAUGUUGCAGAGUUUCUUGUUAUGGGUAAGGGCAGAUCUUGGGCCAUGGAGUCCACUUGUAUUGGCUAUUGCAUAUACUCCUCUCACAGUCCUUGCAGCUCCUUCUUCAGUACUUACAGUUGGGGGUGGUUAUCUUUUUGGAUUGCAUGUGGGAUUUAUUGCUGAUUCUAUUGGUGCUACAAUGGGUGCAACAGCUGCAUUUAUCCUUGGUAGAACAAUUGGAAGAUCAUAUGUCCUCUCCAGGCUAAAGAACAACAGAAAGUUUCAGGCUGUGGCUCUUUCCAUUGAGAGAUCUGGUUUUAAGAUAGUUUUGCUGCUUCGGCUUGUUCCUUUAUCGCCAUUCAAUGUGUUGAACUACUUGCUCUCUGUGACUCCUGUUAAUGUUGGGGAGUACAUGGCAGCAACUUGGUUGGGAAUGAUGCCUUCAACAUUUGCAGUGGUAUAUGUCGGAACAACCCUAAAGGAUUUCUCUGGUGUCACACAUGGAUGGAAUGAGUUUUCAACAACUCAUUGGGUUUGCAUGGCUCUAGGUUUUGUAGUAUCUGUUCUUUUGAUAGUUUGCAUUGCUAAAGUUGCUAAGGCUUCUUUGGACAAAGCACUGGCUGACAAUGCCAAAAUGGAGGCCAAAUUGACUCCAUCAAUGCUCCCAAUUGUUGCAGAUUCUUCCUCGGCUACACGGACGCCCCUUAUAAUUACAAUAGACUCGUCGAGGCUGCACGGUUAAAGACCAAGACUUAUUUGAUGUAGGUACUCCUCUCUCUAGUUUUACCUAAACAAUAAUUUAGAUGAUAAAAGAAUACGAAGAGCAUAGAAAAGGUGGAAGCUCUUUUCUGUUUUUCUCCUCAUUUUUUACGAUUGGUGCGCAAGAAUCCACUAAAAUAGCACCCCACAUUUUGAACCUAGAGAUGGAAUUAUGAGGCAGCUGUGGCCUAUAUAUGUUACUCAAGUCACUAAUAGCACUACUUUUGUUGUAAACGUAAAGCUAAAACGUUGUUUAAUGAGCUGAAAAAAAUGAACAUGAUGCCAAUGUCAGCUGUUGAAUUGUGUAGACUCACUUGUCACAUGAGUACCAAAACUGGUUCAAUUCAUUUUUGUUAUAAACAAUUGUUUCUCCA
Molecule: messenger RNA, 1145 nt
Organism: Rubroshorea leprosula
Lineage: Eukaryota; Viridiplantae; Streptophyta; Magnoliopsida; Malvales; Dipterocarpaceae
Source: the annotation of a GenBank genome assembly